CUAAUAAGCAAAGAUGAAAGAAAAGCUUUGGAGAUAAUAUCCACCAUUGGCUGUUCUGUGUCGCUAGUUGGAGUAAUUCUGACGAUAUUGAUUUACGCAUUGUUUUGGAAAAGACUUCAUAGAAACUCCAAGAGUAAAGUACCUUCCCAAGUGCUCAUGCAUCUCUGUGUUGUGAUUGGAAUGACAGAUAUCUUUGCUAUCUUGGCCGGACCCGCACUAAAAUACGAGGUGAAGCUCAGAAAAAAUCGUAAGCGUAUGGGCCUGAUACUUUCCCGCGCGGGGGAGCACUUGAAAGUUUUGUGGAAUAUUGUAGUGAAAUUACCUGAAUGCAACAUAUUUUUUGAUACAUGCAGGGACGCCGGAACGAUAAUAGGGCAAAGGGGGCGGCCGCACACCAAGGGCACCUUUAGUGAAAAAUUUUUUUUCACUGCAAAAUUUUUUGGCGCCCCCCCCCCCCAAAGCCAAAAUUUUUUCCGGAUAUCUUAAAUUUUCGCCAUUUCUUCAAAAUAUUUUUCUAAAUUCCAAAAAUUUCCCAAAAUUUUUAUAAAUAUAAACUAUAAAUUACCUGAAUCUCGUCAUUUUCCUACAAAAAGCAUCGUUGGAAAAGUGAUUUAUCACGUAUUAUUUUACAACUAAAAGGGCACUUCUGCCCCCCCCCCUGCCCCCCCUAGCAAAAGGCAAGGGGGCAGCCGCCCCCCCCUGCCCCCCAGUUCCGGCGUCCCUGGAUACAUGUGCCCGAAUUUUCUUCAUUUUUCCUAACAUGUGCCCGAAUUUUUUCAAUAUUUUUGGGGGGUGGGGUUGCCCCUUAGGUUCUAUAGUAUAUGCAAUCAUAACUUAUUUUGUUUCUUUCAUUUCUAGACAUUCUGUAUAGCUGUUUCCAUUCUAUUAUAUUUCUUUGUACUCGCUCUUUUUGGAUGGAUGCUAUGUGAAGGAAUUAUCAUUUACCUUCAACUCGUGAAAGUCUUCUCAGGACUGGGUUUGGGAGGAAAACAUCUGAAGGGAUUCUGUCUUAUUGGUUGGGGUAAGCAACAUCGGAAUAAGAUUUAUAAACCGUAUAUCGCAUGAACGUUCUUGGAUUGGUAUUAAAAUAUACUAUGAAGCAAAACAAAAUAUAAGUAUUAAAAUAGGAUUAAACUGGAGGGCACCUCAUACCUCUCCAGCGAAAUCAAGUUUUCAUACAGAAAUCAUGCAUAGAUGCAUUAAUUACGUGUUCAGAUCUUUCAACCCGGAAAAGUAAAACAAAGAUGUGAAUUAUUCAGAAAUUUUAUGAGAAUCUACAUUUUUACAGAAAGAUAUUUUUUAUGCUUAACAGUUAUUUGAAAAUUACACUAAUUGAAUAUCUAAAUUACUAAAUACCUGAUUUAUAUUCUGCAGCACUAAUUUAUUCUUAAUCCUGUCUGACUGUAACUACUUUGACUAUUUGGAAAAGACUUCAUAGAAACUCCAAGAGUAAAGUACCUUCCCAAGUGCUCAUGCAUCUCUGCCCGUGUCCCCACAACUAAGGCAACAUGGCGGGCUUGUUUUACAGCUAUCGCCUAUAUCGCAUUUUGCCGCUUAUAUUGGUUAUCCUUGAUCUGACUGCACGGGUUGGGCGGUCAACGGAAAGUAUUCUAUGUCACUCUGAUAAUGGAUCGGUGAUUGCUGCUAUAAGAUUAUCUUAUAAUUCAAAAUAUAGCAAAAUUCGUCGAGCUAUUGUGAAUUGGACAAAGCGGGGUCAUUUAUGUAUUUCCCUUCCAGAUAAUCGCCUUCCUAAAGACUUAUUUAUGUAUAACGAUGUUGAAACAAACCCUGGACCUCUAUCAAAUCUUCAACAAACAAAGAUAGAUAAAUCUAACUCUAGAUGUUGUGGCGAAUGCGAAAAGACCGUUCGAAGUAACCAAAAUGGCGUCUACUGUGAUAACUGUCGAAGACUAUUUCAUCUUAAAUGUACAGGUUUGUCAAGCUCAGGCUGCUCAGCUACAAACAUUUGGACCUGUUUCACCUGUGGAUUACCUCAGCUAUCGGACAGCUUUUUUAACUCCAGUCACAGCAGUGUAAACUCUAGUUCAACAAGUGAAUCUUCUGAUUUACUUCAGGACUUUGGUAUUAAAUACCUGCGAAAUCUUAAAAUCGGACACUUAAACAUUAAUAGCUUGGGCGGAACAAAGUUUCUAGAGAUUACUAAAAUUCUUCAUGAAAAUAUUCUCGAUGUGUUGGUCAUUGGUGAAACCAAAUUAAAUG
Molecule: messenger RNA, 2220 nt
Organism: Paramuricea clavata
Lineage: Eukaryota; Metazoa; Cnidaria; Anthozoa; Malacalcyonacea; Plexauridae
Source: the annotation of a GenBank genome assembly